CGCCGCCCGAAUGCCCCUUCGUUGCCUCUGACAUCUCUCGCAGACCGCCGACCCAACUCGCCGUCUUCUCCUCCGGUCUCUUCGCUGCUCAUGCCCCGCCACUCGACAACCCACAACCGCCCCUCCUCCAUGCACACGACCUCGGGCGCGUCGUCUCCACGUCACCUGUCGUUCAAAACCGCCGAGCCCACCCGGUUGCGCCUACCACCACCUGUGCGGGCCGCAUGCUACGCCGCGCAGCCACUUGCCCGUUUCUGAUUGGCACUUCUCCUCCGCGCCAGAUAAAUGUCACGCCAUUCCUGAGUCCCAACCAACCAAAAUCCUUUCCCCUUCCCAUUCCCCUUCUCCUUUCCCUUUCCAAUUCCAACGCCGGACGACAGCGCGAGCGCCCCCUACGUGUCUCCCUCACCCGACCCACCACUCCACGUACCACAUCACCAGCCCACGUGCCACCGCCUCCGCUCCUUCUGUUGCCCCCAGCCCAUUGGCUUCUUCCCUCUCUAUAACCCCCGCUACUCCCAUUGUCACCGUCACGGCACAUCGCGGCCAUGCUUGACCCCGUACACACGGCGAUGGCCAAGACCCACGAAAUCUUGGCCAGGUUCCGCCCCAUCGCCCCCAGACCCUCCCAUCCUCCCCCACUGCCGCCGGAUGCCCCCUCUCCCACGGAAAAUGCCGCCUCGAGCUCCUUCUACCGCUGCGUUCCCCGUCCCUGUCGCUCCCGUAAGCGCGGCAGAGGACACCUCGGCGCUCCCUCUAACAAGAGGCAGAGGACCAUCUUCCCGCUCCUACCGGCCGCCGUGCCGCCGUCUUCGUAUAACCGCCCGGCUCCGGCGGUUCCCUUUCCCCGCGUGGAGCCGGAGAAGAGUGCCGAUGAGCUCCUGACCCUCUGCCUCCGACCUCGUUCGUUCGAUGACGGCGCGCCGCCACUGGUGGAGCAGGACCUGCUCCAGAAGCUGCAGGAUCAGCCGAAGGUGAUCGCGCCGCAGCCGCUGCGCCCUGUGGGUUCCAGCAUCAGCGUGACGCGCAUCAGCCGACGCGUCGAAGCCGAGACUGCCCCUGCUCCCCUCGCCCGGCGGCGCGAGGAGGUAGAGGCCGAGGUGGAAUCGGACGCGCUGCCGGCGGUGGUGUCCGACUGGCGGAACCGGGUGCGGCUGGUGAACUCGGCGUACAGGGAGAUGGUAGGGCAACCGGAGUGCCCCUGGAUCGACGCGAUGGUGAUGGGCGUGGACGUAGGGCGUGGGCCAGCUGCGACGAGGCGGCGGCCAAGGAGGAUCAGCGGGGAGGUGAUGCUGGACGUGGAAGAGUCAGCGAUGCCCAAGACAGCGGCGGGGUUCUCGUGCAGGGCGAGGAUCGAGUGGGCGUGCAACGGAAGGAAGAAUUGCGUGACGGCGCCAUGCAGCGUGAUCCGCCUCUUUUGCGAGUCGAACGACUAUCUCUUGGCGUGGAGAUUCGACACUUGCAAGGCCGCCGCCGCAGCAGGAGAAGCAGAACACGACGACGACUGCACGAGUCCUGCAUCCGUUCUUGUGGCUAGCAUUGGCAUGUACAAUUAAUUUAAUUAGCAGUUAGUAGCUAGCAGCCAUAGCCGCAGCAGGUAAGUGCUGAGGGUUUUGGAGAAGCUAAUAAUUAAGUACCUUCAUCAUAUAUAAAAUGUAUCUCUCGAUGUAUAGUGUGAUGUAUCUACUACUGCAGGGGCUACUUGACUAUUUUCAGCUUAAAAGUCUGGACAGGCAAAAUUAGUAGUCUCAGCAUGCACUGGUCGACUUUAAGAUGUAUUUUAAUGUGUCAUGACUUAAUUAAUUUAGAUUAAGCUGGUUAA
Messenger RNA from Zingiber officinale, 1822 nucleotides. RefSeq lists its product as uncharacterized. NCBI's taxonomy places the organism in Eukaryota, Viridiplantae, Streptophyta, Magnoliopsida, Zingiberales, Zingiberaceae. The transcript has a single exon. The record is from RefSeq and is a predicted model, not a curated record. Bases 549 to 1556 code for a protein of 335 amino acids.